AGCACCCGCCCAGAGGGCAAGCUGGAAGUCCUCCCCCCCCCAUGUCGUGGCCGUCUCGUCUCCGGCCAUGCUGGAUCGAGCUCCUCUGGCCCGCGCCGCCGGGGGCCGUUCAGAAGGCCAAUGGGCGAAGAGAGGCGCACCGAUCCCGAAGACGGCGCCGCGUAUACCUUUGCAGAGAUCUCCGCCUUCUACCGGGGCAGGUACGGGGCGCGGGAGAUCGAGGCCUACUGGAGGGAUGCCUGCACGCCGGCCGCGAGGCCCAGGGCAAGGGGCCGGCGCCGAGGCACGGGGUGGGCCCCGCGGGGCGGCGGCGCCCAGGCGCAGAAAAGCGGCAGGCCACGGUCACCAUCGAGGUGCCCCAGGGCUCCUCCCUGCGGGUGGACGGCGCCGCGGCUGCGCGCCUCGGCCCGCUGGUCCUGCAGGCAUUCUACGGGGCCGCGGACCACAUCUGGAGGCCCGGGCGGGAGGCGGAGCGCGUGUUCCUGACGUCGGCCGGCCGGGAGGUGACGGCGGAGGUGCGGGACCUGCUGCCGAGCGGGGCCGUGCUGGCCGACGACACCAGCUUCGGUGACCCCGCGAGCGGCAGAGAGAAGACGCUCGUCGUAUGCGCGCUCCUCGCCUUCGAGGGCCAGUACAGCAUCGAUGCGAACGAGGGCAGCGGUGCACCUCCUGGCGACGACGAGCUUGGAUUGCCCGAUGGCUUCAACGUGCCGCCAGCGAGACCAUCGCAUCAGAUUCUGCGCCCAGACGCGGACCCAAGGUUGGACAAGUCGCUGUUCGUGCGCUACGAUCCGCCCGCCUGUCUCAAGACGGGCGCCAUCGUGGUUGUCCUCCCGGGCGGCAACUACGACGAGUCGGAUAUACACGGCGGCGAGGGCCAGCCGAUCGCGAUCUGGCUGACCACGCUGGGCAUCACCGCGGUCGUCCUGCAGUACCGCUGCGUCUCCCAGGGCCACUUCUGGCCCUCCCAGCUCGAGGACUGGACGGCAUGCGCCCGGGCGGUCGCGCGCCAGGCCGCAGCCUGGGGCUGCGACCCGGCGCGCGUCGGCGCGCUGGGCUUCUCCGCCGGCGGCCACCUGGCCGGCUACGCGGCGCUGCGCGGGGAGGCGGGCGCCAGGCCGGGGCUGCAGAUCCUCAUCUACCCCGCGGUGGACACCCUCACCCCGCGGAGCGGCUUCAUGAGCCCCUGGCGCGCGGACCAGGGCUACCCGCCGGUGGAGGCCUCGCUGCACCUCGCCGCGGCCGCCGGGGCGCCGCCGGCUUUCCUGGCCGGCAUCGUGGGCGACGAGUGCUGCCCGGCCGCGGAGAACACGGACCUCUACGCCGAGGCGUUAGGCAGGGUGGGGGUGCCGUGCGAGCACGUCAGGCACGAUGACCCCGACGAGGAGCACGGCUGUGGCCUGAAGGAGUGGUGGUCGAAGCCCUGCGAGGACUGGCUGCGGCAUCGCGGCUGGGCGUGCGCAGUGUGACCACCGCGGCGGGGGCCAGACCGAUAUCCGCGGGCAGCAUGUCGGCGAAGUGCCUGGCGUGCUCUUGCGGAGGAGAGGAGUCAGGGGGCCCCCAAGCGGUCCAGUGACCACACCGUCUAGUGAGUCAA
Messenger RNA from Prorocentrum cordatum, 1597 nucleotides. The record is from the annotation of a GenBank genome assembly. NCBI's taxonomy places the organism in Eukaryota, Dinophyceae, Prorocentrales, Prorocentraceae.